Malassezia pachydermatis is the source of this 3126-nucleotide messenger RNA. Its product is annotated as atypical taf1 protein kinase. Bases 1 to 3126 code for a protein of 1041 amino acids. The transcript has a single exon. Gene Ontology annotation, cellular component: transcription factor TFIID complex. The record is from RefSeq and is a predicted model, not a curated record. Lineage: Eukaryota; Fungi; Basidiomycota; Malasseziomycetes; Malasseziales; Malasseziaceae. Gene Ontology annotation, biological process: transcription by RNA polymerase II; RNA polymerase II preinitiation complex assembly. Gene Ontology annotation, molecular function: TBP-class protein binding; RNA polymerase II general transcription initiation factor activity; histone acetyltransferase activity.
AUGGAUUCCGAGCACGAUGAUGCGAUUUCGCAGCUGGGCGGCUUGGCACUCGGCCAGGUCCUUGAGGAUCUAGGGGUGGUCACCGCCGACUCGGAUCUGCGCCGCAUCGGUCUAGGUGGUUCCAAGACGGCGGCGUCUCAAGCGCUGAAACGUGACGAAAUUUAUCGUAACGACUUUGAUGACGAGUUGGAAGAUGAUGGUAAAGAGGAAGAAGACAUCGAAGCCGCGGAAGAGGAUACGUCGGCCCAUCCCGAAGCGGCGCCAUCCUCGGGUAUUCGCCCUUUACGUCAUGGCAAAUUUAAAGUGCGUGGCGAAGACGACGACUUCGCCGACGAAGACGAUGACUACGACGAGGUAUCCACAGCGCCGGCCAGCCAGGAGGCCAGUACAACGCUGCCUGUGUCGAGCAAGGACGUAGUCAUGGAGGAACCGCAGGCACCCUUGAGUCCACGGACGGAGGCCCUGCAUUUGUUCCCUGAUUUCAAGGCGGGGACCGUGCUGGACUUUACCGAGCUGUUCGGUACGCGCUCCCAAAAGCGACGUAGGCUGAUUGGACGACUUCCUCACACGCAGUGGAGUGUGGACGAAGUCAUCGAGCCAGCGUCGUCGCGCGAUCAGCUGCUAUCGACCGAGCCUGUGGCGCCUACGACCUCGGAUACGCAUCUUGUCACACGGUAUGCCAGGCCUUAUAUUCCUGGACAGGAAGAGAAGGAGGCAGAUAUCCAGUGCCAGGUGUUGUUUGACGAUGCGGCGCAUGAUCGCGCGGCGCAUCGAGCUACGCGACGGAUGAACAGUGUCGAGAUUGACGAUUGGGAGCGCCGCGUGGUGACUCGACCCUCUACGUCCGAAGAGCGUAUGCCAGUGGAUGUGAGUCGUCCUGUGAACAGGGAGCUCUCGAACGGCGUGUGGUUCAACAAUAUUAUUUGGAAUCCGUACAAUCGUUUCCGCCCGUUUGACCGUUUGAUUAUGGAUAUGAACGAUGCGGAGAUGAUUUUGGAAAAUGAAAAGACGCAGGACGAAAAGCAAGUCUCUCUUCUCAGGGCCGAUGCGCCGCCGAACCUGCUCAAGUCGAGUAAGUAUACGGGUGAAUUGGACCCGUUCAAUAUCUCGAACGAUCGUAUGUAUGAGAUGAGCAAAGAACACCGUCACCGCGUUCGCCAGACGCUAGGCCAGCUUGUCGUUCGUCAUGCAUGGCCAGCGAUCAAAUUACAGCUUCCUUUCUACAAGACGCGUCUUUCGAAGCACGAAACACGCUCGUGGCAUAGGCCGCGCAUUCAGUUCCCGUCUAAUAUGCCAAUUACGUUCUCGCGUGUGCGUUCUUCACGCAAAUCCAAGGAUGGAGAGCGAAAGUCCAAAGAUCCUAGUGAAGUGCUGCACAGUACGCGUGAUCUCACGUUAAAGGAUGCGAGCAACUAUAUCUUGUGUGAGUACUCUGAAGAGUAUCCGCCGCUCCUGUCGAAUAUUGGUAUGGGCAGUCUUCUCGUCAACUACUAUCGUAAGAAAGACGCGAAAGACGAUCACAUCCCCAAGGCAGAGCUGGGCGAAUCGUUCGUUCUCGACGUCACGGAUGAGUCGCCGUUUAUGAAGUUUGGCAGUGUCGAGCCUGGUCAAACACAGCCUGUGCUGUACAACAACAUGACACGAGCGCCCUUGUUCAAGCACAAGCCAACGCAGAACGACUUUUUGUUUAUUCGCAGCACGACCAAGGACGAUGUGCGGUACUACCUACGAGAGAUUCCCAACCUGUUUGUCGUGGGCCAGACGUACCCGACGACGCCGAUCCCGGGCCCGCAUGCACGUCUGGUCACGAACAACAUCAAGUACCGUCUGCAAAUGAUUACAUACAAGCUUGUGGAGAAAAGCCAUGCGCACCGCAUCAAGAUCCAUCGCGUGAUGAAAUACUUUCCAGACCAGAACGAGCUGCAAAUGCGGCAGCGACUCAAAGAGUUUAUGGUAUACAAUCGCAAGUCAGGCGAUGUGCACCAGGGCUUUUGGCGUCUGAAGCCGGACGUGCCGAUUCCAGACGAGGCGGAGCUGCAGAAGCUGCUGACGCCGGAGCACAUUUGCCUAGUCGAGGGUAUGCAGGUCGGUCAGCGGCACUUGCUCGAUGCUGGGUUUACAAAGACGGCGGAGGGGGCGGAUGACGAUGCCGACGAAGGCAAGAUGGAAAUUGAGCAGCUGCUUGCGCCGUGGAUCACCAGCAAGAACUUUUUGCAUGCGACACAAGGCAAAGCGAUGCUCAAGCUGCAUGGUGAGGGUGAUCCAAGUGGCCGUGGUGAGGCCUUCAGCUUUGUACGUGUAUCGAUGAAAGAGAUUUUUCUUCGCGCUGGUGAGGAUGUGGAUGAGCGACUGGCAGCCGAGGCGGAGGCGCGCGCCAAGUCGGGCCAUCGGUACAACGUGGCCGAGCAGCAAGCGAUCUACCGCUCGGAAAUUGACCGUAUUUGGAAAGCGCAGCUGGCCGCUUUAUCGAAUCCCGAGCCACCGCGCAUCACAGCGAAGGAAGAGCAGCUAUGGCGCGAAGAGCAGCGCCGUGAGAAGAAGAUGCAGGAGCAAAAGGCGCCGAAGCCCUUGCUAGUCAAGCGCCUGUUUAAUGGUGUAUGGUACAAGCACAUUGUACGUGAUCCCUCUGUGAUCAAUGCCUACGUGAAGCAGCGCCAGGAGAUUGAGGAGCAGAGCAUCGUCACCGAGUCGCUUGUGCCGACAGGCGAUGCUGCCUUGGACGCCAUGCGCAAGAAGCGCUUGGAAGAAGAAAUCGCGGCGCGUGUGAAGAACCAGGACCGUCGUUUGCAGCGCAAGAACGCCAAGGCUGCGGCAGAAGGCUUGAUUGGCGGCUACAAAAAGAUGCCCAACAAGACGAACACGAAACGUCGAUGUGGUCGCUGUGGGAUGGUCGGGCAUAUGGCCACGAACAAUGCCUGUCCACAGUACCCGACGAACAACCAAGGCGGGCGUGGCGGCAGUGGCGGCAGUGGCAGUGGCCCCCAUGCCGUGCGUCCGCCCAGUGUCAUGCCGAUGCCGAACAGUACCUAUUAUACCAGCGCUGCAACGAAUCAGCAGCAACCACCGCAGCAGAGUAUGCCAGGCUUCCCGCAGCCGUUCGGCAUGGGCCCUUCCUCCCCUAUGUAA